Balearica regulorum gibbericeps (East African grey crowned-crane) is the source of this 725-nucleotide messenger RNA. Lineage: Eukaryota; Metazoa; Chordata; Aves; Gruiformes; Gruidae. The record is from RefSeq and is a predicted model, not a curated record.
AACCAGAUGAGCCAUUUGAGUUCAUUAUUGUGUCCCUGACGGGCCAGACGUGGCUUUUUGAGGCCUCAACAUCAGAGGAGCGAGAGCUUUGGGUCCAGGCCAUCGAGAGCCAGAUCCUGGCCAGCCUGCAGGGCUGUGAGAGCAGCAAAAAUAAGGCUCGGCUGGGCAGCCAGAGUGACGCACAGGCCAUGCAGGCCGUCCGCACUGCACGUGGGAACAGCUUCUGCGUGGACUGCGAUGCACCGAAUCCAGACUGGGCAAGUCUGAACCUGGGCUCCCUCAUGUGCAUUGAGUGCUCCGGGAUCCAUCGCAACCUGGGCACCCACCUGUCCCGCGUCCGCUCCUUGGACCUGGAUGACUGGCCUAGCGAGCUUCUCAUGGUCAUGACGGCCAUCGGCAAUGCCCUGGCCAACGCUGUCUGGGAAGGAGCGGUGGAAGGCUACCCCAAGCCCACCCCUGAGAGCAGUCGGGAGGAGAAGGAGCGCUGGAUCCGGGCCAAGUAUGAGCAGAAGCUCUUCCUGGCUCCGCUGCCCCAAUCAGACAUCCCGCUGGGGCAGCAGCUGCUGCGGGCUGUGGUAGAGGAUGACCUGCGCCUCGUGGUGACGCUCCUGGCCCAUGGCACCAAGGAGGAAGUGAAUGAGACCUACGGGGAUGGAGACGGGCGCACAGCGCUGCAUCUGUCCUGCGCCAUGGCCAACGUAGUCUUCACGCAGCUGCUCAUCUGG